AUGCCUGCAGAAACCAUUAUCGGUGCGAUCACCCGCGCCCUCAAUCUGGAUACCUCUAUCGAGAACGGAGGCCCAUUUUCGAUCCAGCAGAUUGCUUCUGAGACCGACGGGCAAUUCAGGUGUUACGACAACCUGACUUGUUACUUGCGGUCUGGACGUAUUUGUAUCUACAAUAACGACCGAGGGACCGAGGAGUAUGCUAUCGCUAUCCAGGCUGUUGAAACCUUGGUGGCAUCUGCAGAGCAGAUUAGCCAUCCCGCUGACGAGGAAGACCGCCUUAUCUUACUGCAAGACUUCAGCUAUCACAAGCUCACGGUGGCAUUGUAUCCGAUGCGAUGCCUUGCUUGCAUAGAUUUAGGGGAAAGUGGCUCGUGGCAGAUUAUCUACACUCGACGAUUCUUGCCAGGGACGUACGGCAACCCAAGCUGCAGAAUAACCAUCGGAAGCUUUUUGUACUUUGAGAUUCUGGACACUGGAGUGAACUUCGAGUGGUUUGACCUGAAGGGCCGAGAGGCCCAUACGUUAACCAUGCAUUGGGGACGACCCGACCGCUUGAGAAUAGUUACCAGCGGAUCAAGCGCUUACAUUAUGCUGGAUUUCGAGGGUGACGUUGAAUUCGGGAUGCUCAGGCUUGCCGACAGUGGAUUAAAAUACGAGCGUAUUCAGAAGUAUUUGGCUCCCUUUGUUAUGUAUCCCGAUUGGGAGGGCGGUGUAACCUUACAUACCCUUAUCCAAAUCGACAACCAACUGAUGUCAGCCCCCACGAAAAACCUGGCCUCUACCUGCUAUCACGCGCCUUCUUCGAGCUGGGUAACAAUCACAUAA
Molecule: messenger RNA, 825 nt
Organism: Aspergillus udagawae
Lineage: Eukaryota; Fungi; Ascomycota; Eurotiomycetes; Eurotiales; Aspergillaceae
Exons: 2
Coding region: 1-825 (274 amino acids)
Source: RefSeq, a predicted model, not a curated record